This is a messenger RNA of Trichomonas vaginalis G3, 273 nucleotides long. RefSeq names its product Poxvirus D5 protein-like family. The record is from RefSeq and is a predicted model, not a curated record. The coding region runs from base 1 to 273 and encodes 90 amino acids. The transcript has a single exon. NCBI's taxonomy places the organism in Eukaryota, Parabasalia, Trichomonadida, Trichomonadidae.
AUGACAUUAGAUAUUUCUAAGUUCAAUCCAAGACAAAUUCCACAUACCGAAGAAAGACAAACAUUGUUAGAAGCAAACAAGAGUGUAUAUGAACUGUUUAUAGAUGAGACUAACUUUGAGUGUUUAGAUGAAAGGUCAUUGUACGAUGAAUAUAAACAAUAUUGUCAAGAAUAUGGUUAUAUGGCAGCUUCUAAACGAACAUUCUUGGCAAAUGUCAAAAGUCUUUUAGAUGUUCAGAACGGCGUAUAUACAAAGAAAAAUUUUUCUGAGUAA